AACAUGGAGUUCCUGACCAAACAUACAUGGAGUUCCUCGACGAAGAGAGCAGGCCCAGGUUCCUCUUCCAGUCUCGCCCAAUCCUUUCUUCGCCGACCAAUUCACAAAGCCACCAAAAACCCAGUAAGCCAUUCUUCUUCGUCACAAUUUCUAUCUCCUCCAUUCUCCUCCUUCUCUCCCUUCUCUUCCUCCAAUCAGAACCCUUGAAAUCCCUCCUCUUCUGGGUCUCCCUCUCCCUCUUCCUCGGUCCAUUUGCCCCCGCUUCCCUCACCGGUGGUGACGUCCACGUCGGUCAAGGCCCAAUCGUCGUGUUCCCUCCCAAUCAAGAACCCGAAACAUUGGAGGAAACCAACAAGCGGGUAUCCCAAAAGAGACAGAAACCGCGUAGAAAUGAAGGAAUUUUGGGUGUGAAUUCGGUGGUUGCGGUGGAAAAGGAUAAUGGGUUUGCGAGAGAAGAGAAGGAGGGUGGGGAAAAUGGAGGGAGUGGAGGUGGGUUUGGUGUGGAGGAAGAGAAAGAGUGGACUGAGGAGGAUAUUGGGGUGUUGAGGAAGCAAUUGGCUAAGCAUCUGGUGGGGAAGCCGGGGCGGUGGGAGGUGAUAUCGGAGGCGUUUAGAGGGAGGCAUAAGGUUGAUAGUGUGAUCAAGACGGCGAAACAGUUGGGGGAGAGGAAAGUGGAUGAUGGGGAUUCAUAUGCCCACUUUUUGAGGAAGAGGAAGCCAGUGGAUAAGCGAGCCGAUGCUGGGAAUGGAGGAUUGGAUGGCAGAGUGGUGGAGAAUGGUGAGGCUAUGGAAGAGAGUGGUGGUGGUGGUGGUGGUGAAGGCGGGGUGGGGUGGAGUAAUGGGGAGGAUAUUGCAUUGCUUAAUGCAUUAAAGACGUUUCCUAAAGAGGUGGCGAUGAGGUGGGAAAAGAUUGCAGCUGCUGUGCUGGGGAAGUCGAAGGCGGCUUGUAUGAAGAGAAUUGCUGAGUUGAAGAGGGAUUUUCGGAGUGCGAAGGCUGCUACAAAAAACCUUACAUUUGGAUGCGUGUCUAUAGUACCGGUUACUGUAGACAUGCGUCCAAUUAGCCACAUGUAUUUUUGA
Messenger RNA from Alnus glutinosa, 1079 nucleotides. RefSeq names its product transcription factor MAMYB-like. Gene Ontology annotation, cellular component: cytosol. Lineage: Eukaryota; Viridiplantae; Streptophyta; Magnoliopsida; Fagales; Betulaceae. Gene Ontology annotation, biological process: 'de novo' cotranslational protein folding; regulation of translational fidelity. Gene Ontology annotation, molecular function: ribosome binding; Hsp70 protein binding. Bases 27 to 1079 code for a protein of 350 amino acids. The transcript has a single exon. The record is from RefSeq and is a predicted model, not a curated record.